Molecule: messenger RNA, 4317 nt
Organism: Theobroma umbraticum
Lineage: Eukaryota; Viridiplantae; Streptophyta; Magnoliopsida; Malvales; Malvaceae
Product: pleiotropic drug resistance protein 3-like
Cellular component (GO): membrane
Molecular function (GO): ABC-type transporter activity; ATP hydrolysis activity; ATP binding
Source: RefSeq, a predicted model, not a curated record
AUGGCUCGUGCGGUAGGGGAAGAUGAAGCUGAUGAGACAGGCAGAAGCUUAAGAUACUCUUUCCGUCACCUUGCUUCAAGCUUCAGGAGUACUACUUCAGAUGCGGUGUCGUUUAAAGAGAAAGACGACGAUGAAGUGGAGUUGCAGUGGGCUGCGAUUGAGAGACUGCCAACUUUCGAGCGGCUAAGAACGUCAUUGUUUGAUCACAAGUUGUUAAAUGAUGGGAAAGAAGAUCAGGGCAGAAGGAAGAUGGAGAUGAUAGACGUUACGGAGCUUGGAGCACUGGAACGCCGCGUUUUUAUUGAGAAACUGAUAACAAAGAUCGAGGAGGAUAAUCUCCAGCUAGUGGGGUUGAAAUUGCCAACCAUUGAAGUGAGAUACGAGAAUCUGUGUGUGGAAGCAGAAUGCGAAGUGGUUCAGGGAAAGCCCCUCCCUACACUUUGGAACACCAUUAAAAGCAUAUUUUCUGCUGUGGCAAAAGUUAGCAAAUGCAAGUCUCAAGCAACCAAGAUAAAAAUUCUCAAAGAUGUCAGUGGCAUCAUCAAGCCUUCAAGGAUGACUCUGUUGCUUGGUCCUCCAGGCUGUGGGAAAACCACUUUGUUACAGGCACUUGCAGGGAAGCUUAGCCCAUCUCUCAAGGUCACAGGAGAAACAUAUUAUAAUGGUUACAAGUUCACAGAGUUUGUUCCUCAGAAGACAUCAGCUUACAUAAGUCAAUAUGACCUGCAUAUUUCUGAAAUGACUGUAAGAGAGACACUUGACUUCUCAGCACGCUGUCAGGGCAUUGGAAGCAGAGCAGAUAUCUUGAAAGAAGUUAGCAAAAGGGAGAAACUAUAUGGCAUCAUCCCUGAACCAGAUAUAGACACUUACAUGAAGGCAAUUUCAGUUGAAGGAUUGAAAAGAACUCUCCAGACAGAUUAUAUAUUGAAGAUCCUUGGACUGGACAUUUGUGCUGAUACAGUUGUGGGAGAUGCAAUGAACAGAGGAAUCUCAGGCGGAGAAAAGAAAAGGCUGACAACAGGGGAAAUGAUAAUUGGUCCCACCAAAGUUCUGUUUAUGGAUGAAAUAUCCACUGGCUUAGACAGCUCCACUACCUUUCAAAUUGUUACCUGUCUACAGCAAUUGACACACAUAACAGGCGCUACAAUUAUGAUAUCACUUCUUCAACCAGCUCCUGAGACCUUUGAUCUCUUCGAUGACAUAAUUUUAAUGGCAGAAGGAAAGACUGUAUACCAUGGACCACGCAUUCAUGUUCAAGAUUUCUUUGAACAUUGUGGUUUUAGGUGUCCACCACGAAAAGGAGUUGCUGACUUCCUCCAAGAAGUGCUCUCUGAAAAGGAUCAAGCACAGUACUGGUAUCAUAAAGACAGACCUCAUAGUUAUGUUUCUAUUGACAUGUUCAACGCCGCAUUCAAGGAGUUUCAUGCAGGACAGAAGCUAAACGAAGAACUAUGCACAGCUUUCAACAAAUCUGAGAGCCACAAAAAUGCUCUGUCACUUAGUAUUUAUUCAUUAGAAAAAUUGGAAUUACUCAAGGCAUGCACAGCUAGAGAAUGGCUUCUCAUGAAGCGGAACUCAUUUGUUUAUGUCUUUAAAUCAACACAGCUUGUUCUUAUUGCACUGAUAACAAUGACAGUAUUUAUACGUAGUAGAAUGAAAAUUGAUGAGGUCCACGCAAGCUACUUCAUGGGGUCUUUGUUUUAUGCUCUUAUAAGACUGAUGUGCAAUGGAAUUGCAGAGUUGCCAUUAUCUGGUUCUAGACUUCCCAUAUUCUACAAGCAAAGAGAUUUCUACUUCUAUCCAGCAUGGGCUUAUUCAAUUCCUUCAACAAUUCUAAAGAUUCCUCUUUCAUUGCUGGAUGCUGUUCUUUGGACAUGUCUCACAUAUUACGUGAUUGGUUACAGUCCUGAACCAGGAAGGUUUUUCCGUCAACUCCUACUCCUUUUCCUUCUUCAUCAAGUGUCAACAUCACUAUUCCGCUUCAUUGCUUCAGUAAUUCGAAACCAAUCCGUUGCAGCUGACUGUGGUCAAUUUACUAUAUUGGCGCUAUUUUUUUUUGGUGGCUUUUUAAUUCCAGGACCAUCUUUACCUGAUUGGAUAAAAUGGGGUUUUUGGAUUUCCCCUAUCACGUAUGCAGAAAUAGGAGUCUCAGUAAAUGAAUUUCUGGCCCCAAGGUGGCAACAGGUUUCACGUUCAAAUGUUACUUUAGGGCAUCAAAUCCUAAGGAAACGUGGCUUAGACUACAGUGACGACUUUUAUUGGCUAUCAGUGGGAGCUCUAAUAGGAUUUUGGAUGAUUUUUAACGUCGGAUUCACCUUUGCACUCAGUUACUUCAAGCCUCCAGGAAGAUCUCGGGCUAUUAUUUCUCAUGAAAGGUUUCAUCAUUUGAAGGAGAAAGAAGAUUCAAGCAAUGUAGUUCAUCAGGAAAAAGAAUUGUUCCCUGUUGACGCUCUAAAAGCUGUUACAGAUACAAAAACUAUAGGGAUGGUUUUACCUUUUGAGCCCAUAACUAUAUCAUUUGAGAAUGUGCAAUACUUUGUUGAUAUUCCAAAGAAAGUAAGGAAGCAAGGGUUCCCACACAAAAAAUUACAGCUCCUUCAAGAUAUUACAGGAGCAUUUAGGCCUGGAAUUCUUACAGCUUUGAUGGGUGCCAGUGGAGCUGGGAAAACAACCUUGAUGGAUGUUCUUUCUGGAAGAAAAACUGGUGGUCAUAUAGAGGGCGAGAUAAAAAUUGGAGGAUAUCCAAAGAUUCAAGAGACAUAUGCCAGAAUAUCUGCUUAUUGUGAGCAAACUGAUAUACAUUCUCCCCAAAUUACAAUUGAGGAAUCUGUAAAGUACUCAGCUUGGUUACGCUUGCCAGAACAGGUUGAUAAGCAUAAAAGAUUGGAAUUUGUGGCAGAGGUUCUUCAAACGAUUGAGCUAGAUGAAAUCAAAGAUGCUUUAGUUGGCAUCCCUGGUGUUAGUGGAAUAUCACCUGAACAGCGUAAACGGCUAACUAUAGCAGUAGAGCUCGUUUCUAAUCCAUCCAUAAUAUUUAUGGAUGAACCCACCUCUGGAUUAGAUGCCAGAGCAGCUGCAAUUGUCAUGCGGGUUGUGAAGAAUAUUGUUAAUACAAAUAGGACAAUUGUAUGCACCAUUCAUCAACCAAGUAUUGACAUAUUCGAGUCAUUUGAUGAGCUCAUUUUGAUGAAAAGAGGAGGACAGAUGAUAUAUUCUGGAGAGCUGGGUCAGCAUUCAAGUAGGCUUAUAGAAUAUUUUGAGGGUAUACCAGGGGUACCAAGAAUAAAAGAAAACCACAAUCCAGCAACAUGGAUGUUAGACGUCACUAGUCCCUCUGCUGAAGCUCAACUCGGGGUGGAUUUUGCCCAUCUCUACAAAGAAUCUCAUCUAUACCGGAGAAACGAGGAACUAGUCAAAGAGCUGAGUCUUCCUGUAGAGGGCUCAGAGGAACUACAUUUUGCUACGCGCUUUCCACAAAAUGGAUGGCAGCAAUUCAAAGCAUGCCUAUGGAAGCAACAUUUGUCCUACUGGAGAAGUCCUGGAUAUAACUUAUCACGGUUGAUAUUGCUUACAUCAUCUUCUUUGUUAUAUGGAGUGCUUCUUCGGCGGAAAGGGCAGAAAAUGGAUAAUGAACAGGACUUUUUCAGCAUAAUAGGAUCGCUGUUUGGUAUCGUGGUAAUCAUUGGAAUAAGCAACUGUGCAUCUGUUCUUCCCAUCAUAACUACUCAGCGUACUAUUGUGUACCGAGAGAGGUUCGCCGGAAUGUACUCCUCCUGGGCAAAUUCAAUAGCACAGGUGAUUGUCGAACUUCCCUAUGUCUUCCUUGAAGCAGCUUUGUUCUGGACUAUUACGUAUCCGCUUGUCAACUUCUAUGGAUCAGUUUACAAAGUGUUUUGGUACUUCUACGUCAUGUUUUGUACGCUGCUCUUCUACAAAUAUUUCGGCAUGAUGCUUGUCUCUUUGACUCCAACUCAUCAAAUGGCCGCGAUAUGCGCCAGUUUCUCUCACCCGUUGAUGGGUUUGUUCUGUGGAUUCCUCAUUCCAGGGCCCAAAUUGCCCAAAUGGUGGGGAUGGUGUUACUGGAUUUCUCCAAUGUCAUGGUCCCUGAAAGGUUUCCUUACUUCACAAUAUGGAGAUAUAAAGCAGGAAAUGAUUGCAUUUGGAGAGCGCAAAUCAGUGAGCGCCUUCUUAGAGAGUCACUAUGGAUACAAACAUCAAGAUUUACCCAUCAUAGCCAUUGUACUUAUUGCUUAUCCAAUUUUCUUUGCAUCUAUUUUUGCUUAUUGUAUAGCCAAGCUAAAUUUUCAAAGGAGGUAA